AUGAUCCGGCAGCGUUUGAAAUCAUCGCCUUCCACAGACGCUAAGGGACGAGGAAAAACACAGCUAGUCACUUGCACUCAGCGGCCACCUCUUAGGUUUGAUCAGGCCGAAACUAAACUUCUAUACACAUUACAAUGGCUUCUCCUUGAUGCAGCAUCGGAAUGCGCUGAUAAUGACCCUAACUUUAAAGUUAACGCUCAACGAGAGCGUGCCUACCUUCACGAUCUCGCCAGCUUGCAGCUCUUCAUCUACUUAUUUGCGCCUGUCCUGGAACGCCUCAAAUGUGAAGAUUUUGAUACCUUGAAGUUGGAGUCAGGUCUUCGGCUAUGGGCUCCUCUGAUACUUCACAGGCAGCCCUAUGAAGGCUCCUUUCCCGUGCCCGUUAAAACACCCUCUGGACAAUUUGAUGAGGAGGUGAAUGUAAACCCCCUGCGGAGUUACGUAGACCAAUUUGGCCCCCUACCCACCGUCUUCCAGCGUCCUGGUGAGGGACUCAUAGAGGAGGACGAGCUAGGGGGACUGGAGGCGGUGAGCGGUGUGAGUAGACAGGUGCCUCACUCGAUCACACCUUUCUAUCCCACUUCUCCAAAUCUGAAAAUUCCCAACGCCGAGUCCUCAGAUGAGGAUUCAGCAUGUUACAAUCGGCAUUCUGUGUCAAUCAGCGCGAGUGCGCUGAAGCAAAGUCAUAAUCGUCCAGUGGUCCCAAUGGCCCGCCUUAAUGAUAUCUGUCCAGUCAGCCUGAAGGAUACCGACUCCGAGGAAUCGAAGUCGAACCGCUCUGAGAGUUUUACAAUUGGUCGGAGCUAUUUGGAGCAAACACUGGAGGAGCAAAUAGAGUCAUUGACCCAGACGGUGUUGAAGGAGGCGAUGGCGACAGAUACUGUGCUGGCGAGUCACUGCGACCUGGCAGUGAUGCGAUGCCUCUUCUCGCCAGAGUGGUCUGAAGCGGGUGCAGUGUGGGCGCUGCGCUACUUAGAGCGGCGUCUCAUGCUGCUUCGCCAUGAGCGUCGACGUGAGAGGGCCGAGGCGAGAGCGCAUUCGCGGUUUCAGCGUCUCCGUGCCACUCUUCCCGAGGCCUUCUUCGCCGCCGCCGAUGCUGUCACUGGCCAGGCCGCCGAUCUCAGAGUACUGCGCAGUCUCUCCAUGCCCCAACUCGCGCCUCCCCAUCACUAUCCUUCCUUCGAAACCUCUACUAUCACUGCUACGCCAGCCAGCCAGCCUCACAUCACCGGCUCAGCUUCAAUAGCCACCGCGGCCACUGACAUCACUGACGAAGGUGACAAUGGAGAACGCCACAGUGCUGACGGACGCCGAAAAAUAUUUGUCGUUGAUGGUACUGGAGGUGAUGAGAAGCAGUCCACGAGCAUGUCGCAGAAUACCUCCAGUUUUGACCAGCAGUCAUCUAACACAGAGAGCCAGCCAGUGUCGAUUGUACCAGCUAGCCAGCUCCGAGAGCCUACAACGCUGCCAACGCUGCACCACUUCUCGAGUGACCCACCCACUUCUCAGGCACGCUUCGUCACCAGCGAUGCCAUCGUCACCUCUUCCCCUGGUACUUUCUAUAAACGUAAACAGACACCCAAAUCCUCACUAGAGUCGAGCAAAACUAUCAAAAAAAUGGGUGUCUUUGAGAUCAAAGACCGUCGAUCCCGCCAUGGCAAGGGAAAACUUGACUUGGGGCACACGAAUUACCUUGGAAGUAAUAACCUGGAUGAGCCGACACUUUCAAAGCCGCUCUCUGAUGAAUCCAUACCGGAAGACCACUCGGGAUUUCUCACAGUGCCAUCGACCGACACCAAGCAGAUGGAUACCGCUAGCGGUAGUAUUUUACGCAGAUCCAAUCGGACGCCUCUUUCGCCCAAAUCUGUUGCCGAUCUCAUCGAUUUGCGCGACGGCCGACCGCUCUUCUCGAAAACGAAAUCACAGAUCUCACUCAACGAGGCCCGCUUUUUUGGCAGUGACGUAACUGUGAAUUUGGACGAGGUUACGGACAGCCAAAAUUCCAUCGAUGCUGGCUCGGUGAAUUUUGACUUGGGCUUUGGAUUUCUGCUCCAUCGAUGUCAUUCAGACACCAACAUCACCUACAACAGUGUGCAGCAGAUCGACGAAGUAACCGGGUCUAACCAUUACAUCAAGAGGGAUGGCCAAAUAAAUUGCGCCACAUUACUGCGCGGUCUCUAUUGGGUUUGCAACCUUCAAAGUUCCAUUCGCGUGGGCGAGCAUCUAUUGAAGAACGUCUACUGCCUCAUUGACCUGUGCGCUCUGACCUGGAAGAAACCCAAGUCCAAGAAGCAGUCGAAGCCGCGGCAAUGCUAUCGCCAAUCGCACGAAGACUCCACUCACUCCUCAGUGACACGAGUGGGUAGACGUACUUACGGUCGCCACGGUCCACAUGCACGUAGCAAAUCUGUUGCUAUCCUCGGACUCCAACCGGGACUUAACUAUACGUCGGGCUACGGUGGUAGGGCUUCCCACGUUCCUUCACGCGGCUCCUCGAUUAUCACUCACGACGACAUUGGCAGUGUGGAGAAGCUCGUCAAGGUUAACAGUAGUGGACGUUUGACACCAUUCGGUCGAAUCCGUAACCGGCGCCAAAUACCCGUCGAUGAUGGUGGCGAGCGCUCAGCAGAGAUGAGCUCGGAUGAAGAGAACAGUGCGACAAGGAGCGUUCGGGUUCAGCAAAUGCACUCCAACUUCCGCAAAUCUGAUAAAUACCUCAACGUGGACUCCACAGCGUCGACUCAAGUGCGGUUUCAGUCUCGAAAACAGAUCCCCACAAGACAAUCGAAUAACUAUUCGUUUCGACGCGGUGGUGAGAUUCCGGCUUGUGAACCAACACGCCUCUUGCCAAACAGGCUUCGUAUUGUGGACAAGCGACCACAAAGGAAGGUCAGAACAGGGGAGAAUACCACUCUACAGGAAAAAACACCGGCUAUGCUGGCUGAGGAGCAACAGCAGGCGACUAUCAACUUUGGUCUGAUUAUGGAAAUUCUUGUCAAAAUAAUUCGAGUAUUAGGUUGCUCCCACGGCCAUCCAAAUGUGUGCGGCAGCGGUGGCGGCGGAGGGCUGAGAAGCACGACAAGCGGAUUGGGGUACCCCGAUAAUCAGGCAGGCGCGGUGACGGCGAUGCUGCGUCGACACGCCCACGAGUGUCUGCUGCGCAUGUUCCACGCAAACAAGAGCCUCUUCUACUGCUUCUUCUCGCGCCUCAUUGCUGCUGUACCCAUCACUGAGUUGAUGGAGUUCCUUCAUGGUCUCACCAGCUUCUGUCUUGAUCCUGUCGUCCUCAAUCCAACUAGAUCUGUAGAAGACAAAUCAGGAACAGAUAAGCUUUCGUGA
This is a messenger RNA of Echinococcus granulosus, 3339 nucleotides long. RefSeq names its product Protein unc-80. Lineage: Eukaryota; Metazoa; Platyhelminthes; Cestoda; Cyclophyllidea; Taeniidae. The record is from RefSeq and is a predicted model, not a curated record. Gene Ontology annotation, molecular function: monoatomic cation channel activity. The transcript has 10 exons. The coding region runs from base 1 to 3339 and encodes 1112 amino acids. Gene Ontology annotation, biological process: monoatomic cation homeostasis. Gene Ontology annotation, cellular component: axon; cation channel complex.